Pleurotus ostreatus (oyster mushroom) is the source of this 3138-nucleotide messenger RNA. RefSeq lists its product as uncharacterized. The record is from RefSeq and is a predicted model, not a curated record. The transcript is spliced from 4 exons. NCBI's taxonomy places the organism in Eukaryota, Fungi, Basidiomycota, Agaricomycetes, Agaricales, Pleurotaceae. Bases 1 to 3138 code for a protein of 1045 amino acids.
AUGUCGACAACACGGUCUCUACCCCUUCGUAUCCUCUACACAAUAAAUAGCUCCCCCCAAUACAUCCUAGCUCGCUCGCUCUCCGCCUACCCAGUGCAGCCUGUGUCGGAAUGUACUGCAGAAGACCAGGGGGACUCUCCCCAAAUAUACGGCACCGUCGCCUUCAAGCACUGUCUUGAUACCAUUUGUCGAUCCAGUCCUGAGCUCCUUCAGGACAGGUCGAGAGAUUACUCAGUGUAUGUCCUCGAUCCUCUGGAGUCGCUGUCUGCACCCACCCCGAUUGGCGCCCACGCGUCGUCGUCGGAGCGACGGUCUCAGCAAAGCGGGGUGGCUGUGGGUCUGGGAUUGAUGUCAUGGGCUCGAGUCUCAGAGGAGAGCAAGUCUUUGCAAAUAGCAGGGACUUUGAUAAACAACGGGAGGGCGGCCCUGGAGGUUGUGUUUGCUUUACGUGAGACACCUGCUACUCACUUGAAAACGGUUUCUCCACCACCGAUUGUAGCCGAGAAGGUAACCUCUCGACGCCGUCGACAAGAACCUAGUAAAAUCGAUGAACAGCUACUUUCACCUCUAUCCUUGGCCAAGGCGCGCGCGAAGAGAGUGCCACCGCCACCACCCCCGCCCAAGCGCGUAGUCCCCGAACAACCCCCAAGUGAGGCGGAUCUACUUAUGGCUUCAGGCGUUACAUAUACCGGCCCUCCAAGGAAGUGGGGCAGACCAAGGAGUGGCAGGCCUCGGUCGAAGGAUCCGCCGCAAUCUGUUGACAUUGAAGAUGAUGAAGAGGAAGAAGACCCUCCCCCCGCAUCUCCCAAAAAUCAACGUCUGGCUGCGUGGUUGUCAAGCUGUAGUACUCACUCUCAACAACCUCCCUCGGAGGUUUCUGCUGGUUCCACGGUCGAUUCUCCGCAAACAACAUCUAUAUCACUCCCACUGGAUGCGCUGCCUCCAUCUACAAAUCCGCUCUCAGAAGCUCAGACUGCCGUCUUACUUGAUGCUCUCAUGGCGAUCGAUUCGACUACGCCAGGCAACUCUGUAUCUGCAACAAAUCCUGCAUUGGUGUCGGCACUCAGGCAACUGGUAUCUGCAGCUUCUGCCGACCGACUGAAUCACAAUACUUCUCGUACUACGCAUUCUCGAGUUCGAGCUCACCCUGCGUCGAUUUCUGGCUCAGAAUCGAACUCGCCGUCGAAAUCCCAAGACGAUGAGGUUGUUAUAUUGGACAAGGAGAAUGUCAACCCUACGGCUUUCAGACGGAGGGCCGAGCGCGAACGGGCUGAGGCGAAGCGUAUGCUGCUGACUUCUGGGAUGGCCUCUAGUUCGCGGCAGGUGGGGGGUCCAGAGGCCGCGACAACAUCGAUCCUUGGUGCUCCUCGAGACCUGAACAAAGUUCGGACAGUUAGCAAUAGGUCUUCGUCGUACACACACGUCCCUGCUGCCAACCCAGCACAAGAGGAGAAGGUCACAAGGAAACGACGACUAAGCGAUCUCAUGGAUGAACGCGAUUCAGUCAGGAAACGAGUGGGCCAACGCGACGCCCAUAGAUAUUACCGAACCAUUGAACCCCUCUGUUCGCGAGCGGAAGCGAAGCAAUAUUACCGGCAACCUGAGCAGUCUGCCGCACAUAUCAUGUCAGACCCUCCGACAUUCGACCGCUCCGAGUCGCCGUCGAGUAUUGCUGGACCUUCUACGAGUCCGCCUCCCCAACGACAGCGCUCGCUGCAUGUUUGGCACGAAAGUUCUACUAUUCGGUCUUCGUCUGUUUCUGUCGUCAUAUCGCCCAAACGAGGAAGGAUAUUGUCCACUUCUGCUUCCUCGCCAGUAGCUCCCUCGACGUCGAAAACAUCGAAACGGCCGCGACAGAAGUACGUAGUACCGGAGUGGGCACGGACAACGACUGCGACACAACCUCGACUAUCUGAAGAGGCGCAGAAGGCCCUCGAAGACGCUGCUGCCCAACAGAAUGAAGAGAUCAUGAACCGUAAGCGUGCUAAGGCCCGUAAGCAGACGUUUCGCGGAAGAGACAAUGGCAGUCAGAAACCAGGGCUACUACGCGCUGACACGGGCGAUGGAACCCAGGUUUCUCAACAGUCAAGUCAAACUCCUUCAGCUAUUUAUUCCGACCCGCUCACCUCGAACAACAUCCAUCCUGUGUUCGCUUCGUCAGACCCCAUCAUCGACAGUUGUCCCCCCACCCGACCUGUAUCCCCUUCACCAUAUACCUCCCAACCUGAACCUGAAAUACCCAGCACACCACCUCGACGACACGAUAUACUUCACGACAGUUCCUUAUUUACGCCGACGCCGAAAGGAAGGGACAAUGGCAACCCUCUAUUUUCGCCUUUUGGUGCCAUGGGGUCCCCGGUUCCGCAGAGUAGCAUCUGGGGGAAGAUGGUUGGGCCUCAUGGACUUCAGAUACCCGAUCAUGAAUCAGACGAUGAGGAGGAUCUGCCUGUACAUGCGCCGAGCGAAACAGUAUCCAAAGAAACAAUGAUUCCCAACGCUGAAUCUCCUCCUGAUUCGCUUCCUAUAGCAAGCAGCGAUACAGAAGAUGACGAGUCCAUGAAUUGUGAUCCAGCUGGCGAGACAGUCCCAGUGAAAGAACAUUGGACGGAUUUGCCUCCUUCGUCGCCUCCGCCUCCAUCAAGUCCUUUUGAAGAUGCAAGCACUUUGCCCUCAGAAUCAACUGAUACGCAAGAUCUUACGAUGACGCCCACGCUCUCCAAUCUGGCCAUGUACUUUGAUGUAAAUGAGUUCGAUGCCUACUACGCGUCCGUCAACAACCCUUCAUCGCGGCAUGGCGGCGCAGAACCACUCUCGGACGCUGCGCUGUUCAAUCAGUUCACUCAUUUGGCUUCUGACGACUCGCAAGCGCAGGCGCAAGAUGGUUUAUCGCUGGAACUGCCGGCCGAUUUUUCCAUGCCGGAUAAUAUAAACGACCUCGACUUUACAGAAUUGUGGCAAACGAUGGUGCCGCUUCUUGAAGCUGGCGCUUCAGCUGACACGAGGCAGGACUCUGCGGGACUUGGGCUGGAUAUCUCUUCACAAGAUGAUCGAUCACAGGAGCCGCAGGCGACUGCUGACAUCGACCAUGAAAAGCUCGCGCAGGAGGUUCAUGCGCUUUUCAGCGGUUGUUUGAUGUAG